AUGGCAACCAACAAAGAACGUAUUGAAAAUCUCGAAGCUGCAGUUGGACAGCUACAAGGUUCUGUUAGCCAAAUGGAUCAUGGGAUUAAUAGCGAUGACCCAACUGAGUGGAUGACUAGAGUGGAGCAGUUCUUCGAUUACCAAAAAAUAGAUACCUCUGAAAAGGUGUAUUUGGCUUCUUACCACCUCCAGGGUGAAGCAAAUCAAUGGUGGAGAUGGCUCAAGCGUUCAUACGAAGAAGAAGGCAAGGGAGUAUCUUGGGACACAUUUGUCGAAGAAUUAUGGUCCCGUUUUGGACCAACCGAAUGCGAAGACUUUGAUGAGUCCCUUUCCAAAAUUCGACAAACGGGCCCUCUACGAGACUAUCAAUGGGAAUUUGAACGGCUGGGGAACAAAGUGAAGGGGUGGACCCAGAAAGCCCUAGUGGGAACCUUUAUGGGCGGCCUUAAAACAGAGAUAUCAGAUGGAAUUAGAAUGUUCACACCCAAGACGCUCAAGGAAGCCAUUAAUUAUGCUCGAAUGCGGGAUGAACAACUCCAAAGGCAGAAGAAAGCCAUUCGAAUAUUUACCCCACCCAACUUGCUAUCACCAACAAAGGAAAAGACUGCAACUCCGGUAAAACGCCUUUCAUGGGAAGAGAUGCAAAAACGCAGGGCUGCUGGGCUUUGUUUCAACUGUGAUGCAAAAUUCACUCCUGGGCAUAGGUGUGCCAAACCUCAAUUGCUUUUGUUAGAUGGCGGCACUGAGGAUGAGGAUGAAGAUGAGCCGGAAAUAUCCCUCCAUGCUCUUACCGGGUGGUCUAACUCACAAACCAUGAGAGUUCUGGUCAAAAUCGGAUCCACAGAGAUGAUUGUCCUCAUUGAUAGUGGCUCAACUCACAACUUCAUCAAUGGCAAGAUGGCAAAAUCCCUCAGAUUACCGGCAACGGCUGUUAAGCCAAAUAAGGUGAAAGUCGCCAAUGGGGGACACUUACAGUGCAGUGGAAAGUUUGAGGAUAUGAAUCUCCUGGUUCAAGGAAUUAACAGCCAACUCAUUCAACCAUAUUCCACCAAGAAGAUGGAGAAAGAGUUAAGACAUGGGGGAUCUAUAUUUGCAAUUUGCUUCCAAAUGCAACAAGAAGUACUUCCAAACGGAAUUCAUCCAAAUAUGCAACAAUUACUCCAGCAGUAUUCUGAUAUUUAUCAACAUCCGACUGAGCUGCCUCCGAAUAGGGAAAUUAAUCAUCGCAUCCUAUUAAAGGAAGGGACAGAUCCUGUUAACGUUCGUCCCUACAGGUACGCAUAUUUUCAAAAAGCCGAAAUUGAAAAGCAAGUUCAUGACAUGUUAAAAUUGGGGCUUAUUCGAACUAGCACAAGUCCUUUUUCUUCUCCUGCUUUACUUGUUAAGAAAAAAGACGGAUCUUGGCGAUUCUGUACAGAUUAUAGAGCCCUAAAUGCUGUAACUGUUAGGGACAGAUUUUCGAUUCCCAUUGUUGACGAUAUGAUAGAUGAAUUACAUGGGACAACCUACUUCACUAAACUUGACCUUAGGGAGGGAUUUCAUUAA
Messenger RNA from Manihot esculenta (cassava), 1545 nucleotides. RefSeq lists its product as uncharacterized. The transcript has 3 exons. Bases 1 to 1545 code for a protein of 514 amino acids. NCBI's taxonomy places the organism in Eukaryota, Viridiplantae, Streptophyta, Magnoliopsida, Malpighiales, Euphorbiaceae. The record is from RefSeq and is a predicted model, not a curated record.